GCAUUUUUCCUGUUUAUUUAAUGAAAUUUGGGGUCUUGUAUUGAAUCCGAAACCCGAUAUCAGAAAUGGCUACACCAUUUUUGGCUGGGCUUGCAGUUGCUGCAGCAGCUCUUGGUGGUAGAUAUGGAAUUCAGGCUUGGCAAGCAUUUAAGGCGAGACCACCAAAACCUAGGAUUCGGAAAUUUUAUGAUGGUGGUUUUCAACCUACAAUGACGAGAAGAGAAGCCGCACUGAUCCUCGGUGUUUGGGAGAAAGCAAUUCCGGACAAGGUCAAGGAAGCACAUAGGAAAGUAAUGUUUGCGAAUCAUCCCGAUACAGGUGGUAGCCAUUACCUCGCCUCGAAAAUCAACGAAGCUAAAGAUGUGAUACUUGGGAAGAGAAAGGGCAGCGGAUCUGCAUUUUAAAUCCUAAUUGGCUUUUGAGUUUCAACAAUCUGCAAGAAACUCAAAAUUAGUAGGCAUGGCCUGUGGUUUAAGAGGUGAAAAAAGAAUAAAGAUGAAAUUGUGAUUUAAGUAGACAAAA
Molecule: messenger RNA, 522 nt
Organism: Hibiscus syriacus
Lineage: Eukaryota; Viridiplantae; Streptophyta; Magnoliopsida; Malvales; Malvaceae
Product: mitochondrial import inner membrane translocase subunit TIM14-1-like
Exons: 4
Coding region: 66-404 (112 amino acids)
Biological process (GO): protein import into mitochondrial matrix
Cellular component (GO): PAM complex, Tim23 associated import motor
Molecular function (GO): ATPase activator activity
Source: RefSeq, a predicted model, not a curated record